UACCGGCCGCUGGAGAAGGAAGACCAGGAGAUCCGAAUCCUGGUCCUGCAACGUGGAGCUGACCGCUCAUCCCCUCUCCACUGCAAGCUCGAACAUAUACCACUGUCAUAUGCCACGUUCUCAGCUAUAACCCACGUCUGGAGGCAGCAAGAGGAGAACAGAAUACGGAUCGAGGGCUUGAAUACCACCAUCGGAGAGAAUCUAGGUCAAGCAUUGAUCAAUCUCCGAAAGGAUGAGGAGGACCUGAGGUUGUCGGCGGAUGCCAUAUGUAUCACCCAACAAGACGAUGUCGAAAAGUCGUGGCAGGUGGAGUUAAUGGGAGACAUCUUCAAUACCGCUCUGCUCACUUAUGUAUGGCUUAGACCCACGCCUGGAGAUCACGACGAAAGUCCUGCACAAGCUCUGGACAUGAUACUCGAGAUCGGAAAAUCGUGCAAAGGACACCAAGUCGUGGGCUACGUAUGGCCAGACAAUGGGUUACUCUCUAUUAGCACGUUUAUUCCGGAGAAAUAAGGAGGACUUGAGUUGAGAGGCGGAAAA
Molecule: messenger RNA, 540 nt
Organism: Hyaloscypha bicolor E
Lineage: Eukaryota; Fungi; Ascomycota; Leotiomycetes; Helotiales; Hyaloscyphaceae
Exons: 2
Source: RefSeq, a predicted model, not a curated record